AUGAGAAUUUUCGUCCAGAGCAGCAGGUUGCUGCCCAUCCUCAUCCUCGUGUUGGCAACAAUCACAGCAAUUUUCGCCGCGGAUGAACCUCACGCAAACGACACUUUCGCGUCCGUUUCUGACGCCGUGUGGCAAUUGACAAAUCUCACGCUGAUACCUGAUACAGCUCUUCACAGAUCUACGAGCUUGGGAGGCCAGAACUUCACGCACUGUUGUCUUCUCGCCGUUAACGCUUCGCUCACUCUAUCACCGGAUGGGCGUCUCAUCAAGAGUCAAACGGACUACAUCGACGCGACGAUUGAAGAAUUCCUCGAGGCCAACAAUGCUGAUCAGUUUCCUUGUACCGCCGAGUGGAACGGUGACCCAAGAGGGGCGCCGAGGGUGAUCGUGACUUCAGGAUGGCAAGAGCAGACGUGUCCUGGAUGGUCUCUGUCGGAUUCAAAAAAGGGGGAUGAAAGCGAAUGGGUCAACCCGUUCAUCGGCUUCAUCAUUCCUUGCAUUAUUUUUGUCCUGGUCAUUCCACGACGACGUAAGCUCGCUGUAUGGAGCCGACUCUUCGUCCAAGACUUGUCACAGAUUAUCAGCUGGAUCGUCGCACCCUUCGCUAUGAUACUUUCUGGGCUGGCCGUCUGUCUCGACACAAUUAUCUGGCUCUGUGUCUGUUUUGCGUUCGCCGGUCCAAUGAUAUUGAGCGGUUUCUACGAAGCGUACCUCGAUCAAAAGGUGAUCAGCUUUCUCAACGAGAAGACCUCCAACUUUCGACUUACGAUCGAUAUGAGAGCUCGGCUACUUUUUGUCGUACUGGUUGGGAAUUUAGAUCUUGAUCCGGAGGUAUUUGCUGGCGAUGAAGAACUUACUGUCCUAAAUCACGGGAGACAUGCAGACGACAAUCCACGAUGGCCCAACUAUCCCGGCACUCAGACACGAAACCCUUCCUCUCCGUGGACUCACAUACAGAAUCUGGUCAGCCCACUUCGAUCUUACAGAGAUUGCGCUCUAGGCACCCCGCGGCAGUGGCCCUUGCACGAUGUUACUUGUACGGUUCCAUCUUGCACCAAGUUGCGCUGCAAAGAAAUCCCAUUACAGAGGAAUCACUUCGUACGCUCCGAGAUUGGGCGGACCAAGACACGAUUACGCACAAUGCUCGCGACUCAGCUUUCUUUCGGUUCAAGCGUGGGAGCCCCGGUUGUUUUCUUCCUGGGUGCUUUCAGCUAUACGCUGGUGACUACGCUCGGAAGCUUAGGUGAUGAGGACACCAGUCUGGACUUAGCGUUUGGUACGUGGUUCAUGGUCAUUCCUCACAUUUCAGUCGUUGCUGGGCUUCUAUUGGCUGGAAACAAUCCAAAUACCCUCGAAGGUGUAAUGGCUCUUGAGUUUGGAGAAGUCGAAGAGAAAGAAACUUUCAAAAAGAAGCACUUUCUGGGUUCGAUAUUUGAGCUAGCUUAUGAGAGCCGAUAUAGACCAAAGUGGCUUUGGGAGCGCGGAAGGAGCAAGCAAGACUGGAUUGACAGAGUUAUCUCUACCUACCGAUUCCGAGCACCAUCAGGACGUCGUGGUGAUAUGGUUGUUGAUGAAGACAUGGAAGCUUUGCGAGUCGCAACAACAAUGACCAUCACGAGUUGGACAAUUGUACUGGGCAUGACAACGCUGUUAAUGGGCGUUCCAUUCAUAUUAGCUUUUCUGGUUUCCUUUUACACGCCUCAAGUCGGCAUAGCUUGUCGUUCUUUGACGUUUCUCGUCUAUGCCAUUAUUCAGACGUCUCAAAUAGUGCUCUGGAUGUGGGCAUACUCAGGUCCACCUCAGCCAGGAAAGUGGUUCAAAUUCUUCCGCAAGGAUGGCUAUCUUUAUCGCAGCGGGUUCUACAAUCCAACGGACGUCAAAUCACUCUGGCAGAAGGGCAAAUUCUGGAGCUUGAAAUCUCUCUGGGCCAUUAUUUGGUACAACCUCGCCGCCAUAUUCGGACUUGGUGGUGUUAUCACCUCCAUUGGAGGGACUAUGAUGCAGUUGAUGGGCGUCUACUCAACUCCAAAAUGCAGUGUCAAUGCCGAAUACUGGACAAAGCCACACUCGCAAGUCCCAGUUGUCCUCAGCAAAAACUACGCGCUGGAGAUUGCGGAUGCCAAGAAAUACUGGGUGCCAUCCGCCAUCACAGCCAUAUUGUUUCUUGCUCUCGUUACCUUCUGCGGAUGGUGGUAUCAGCGUCGACUGAGAGGGAUGUUCAGGAACUUGGUUAGUGAACUUGGUAGUGAGAGGACGGAUAGGGAGGAUAUCAGAGCGAUCGUUACUCCUUCUAGGGAUGGUGAUGAGGAGAGUAUCAAGCCUUGA
Molecule: messenger RNA, 2325 nt
Organism: Glarea lozoyensis ATCC 20868
Lineage: Eukaryota; Fungi; Ascomycota; Leotiomycetes; Helotiales; Helotiaceae
Exons: 1
Coding region: 1-2325 (774 amino acids)
Source: RefSeq, a predicted model, not a curated record